ACUACUUGUACUUAGGUACACCAAGCAUCCCUCUUCCAUUCACACCUCUUCCUUGGAUACACAUCCUUUUUUAUUGUGUCGCUGCCUUCUAUUGCAGAGUCAUUGUUCCACGACGGCGCAAUUGUUUGCUGUCCUGGCAAACACCUUGCACGCUUUCUAUUUAUUCACCCCCUCCUUAUCUCUAUCCACCACAUUCCACUACCAAUAAGCUCGGACAGAAGCAAGUUCAGCAGUGGUCGGAGAACGAUCUCAACCUCAGAAGAGCUCACUGGACUUCCGAAUACUGUCAAAAAGUACAGUACUGUAGGACUCCCACAGUGUUGCCCACACACCCUUCACCAUGGCUACGCCCAACGGAACAACUACGGACUCCUCCGUUCUGUCAGAGAUCCUGGCAACCCUGAAGAAGAUGCAGACCGACCAUGCUCAGCUAGCAUCCAAUGUCGACUCCCUUCAAAGCCAGAUUGGUGUGUCCAACUCAGUCAAUCAUUUACGUACCGCCAGAAUCGGCAGCAUCAGCUCCCCCAGUCUGGAUCCCAUUCAACUCUCAAAGUCAGCCAACGGAUCUGCCCCUCCUCCACAGGACGCCGCUCUGUUAUCUAAGCCCCCAUCUUCACCAACGGCAAAGAAAUCAUCAGCCAUAGCGCGUAUCAUCCUCACCACGUACCCAGGCCAGUCAGGAAUCGACCCCAUCCCUCUCGAAUGGGGCGAGCGAGAAGCCGCCAAACGCGGGCCCGUCGUCGUCAGCAGGAACCAAGACACGAUCCGGCGCCGCAAUGCUAUCGGCGCCCACGGCGGCUCGUACUCGAUCUAUUCCGCUCUCGCCGUGGCCAGCAACAUCCUUGACCUCGAGCACCGCCCAGACUUCACCAACACCGAACCAGCCGCACUGAUCGGGCCCUUUCCCGCAUGGGGCGACAAGAAGAAAAUCGUCGCCAUGGACCCCUUCGGCCAUCUAGCGCCAUGGCUAUACAAGGACAUCAUUCAAUCCCAAGACAUUGACAUCCGCCCUACCAUCGCUGUUACCAAAGCGCAUAUGAAGAUCCCGGAGCUCGAGCAGAGCGUGCAGGCCGGACGUCUCAAGCCCGACGGCAAGAUCUGCAUCAACGACAGCGGCGAGCUGAGUGUGACCAAAUUCGCAGUCGAGCCCGUCUGGUAUUUGCCCGGUGUGGCGGAAAGAUUCGGCAUCGAAGAAAGCGCGUUACGACGAGCCCUCUUCGAGCACACGGGCGGCUCGUACCCCGAAUUGAUUACACGGAACGACAUCAAAGUCUUCCUCCCGCCCAUAGGCGGCCUGACGGUCUAUUGUUUCGGCGAUCCAGCCAAGAUGUCGGAUCCCAAUGUACGACUCGCCCUACGCGUUCACGAUGAAUGUAACGGCAGCGACGUUUUUGGGUCGGACAUUUGCACGUGCAGACCGUACUUGAUUUUCGGGAUUGAGGAGGCUGUCAAGGAGGCACAAAAGGGCGGGUCGGGUGUGGUCAUAUAUUUCCGCAAAGAAGGUCGUGCAUUGGGCGAAGUCACGAAGUAUCUUGUUUACAAUGCACGGAAGCGCGGCGCCGACAGGGCGAGCGAGUACUUUAAGCGCACUGAGAACAUCGCGGGUGUGAAGGAUAUGCGGUUCCAAGCCCUCAUGCCGGAUAUCCUGCAUUGGUUGGGCAUUACCAAGAUCGAUCGUAUGCUGAGUAUGUCGAAUAUGAAGCACGAUGCGAUCGUUGAGCAGGGGAUUCCUAUUCUGGAGCGCGUGCCGAUUCCAGAUGAGAUGAUUCCUGAGGAUUCGCGGGUUGAGAUUGAUGCGAAGAUUCAUGCUGGGUACUUUACCACGGGGAAGGUGAUGAGUUUGGACGAGUUGAAUGCUGUGCAGGGCCGGAGCUGGGAUGAUAUUGAGCAUUGAGCACUGGUGCUAUGGGUAGUGAGUUGGGGUGCAUGAGCGUAGAAGGGUUUGACGAGAUGUCAUAGAGCAAUGAAUACACGCGUAGUAUUUGAUCCA
Exophiala viscosa is the source of this 1990-nucleotide messenger RNA. Its product is annotated as GTP cyclohydrolase II, variant. NCBI's taxonomy places the organism in Eukaryota, Fungi, Ascomycota, Eurotiomycetes, Chaetothyriales, Herpotrichiellaceae. Gene Ontology annotation, molecular function: GTP cyclohydrolase II activity. The record is from RefSeq and is a predicted model, not a curated record. Bases 341 to 1894 code for a protein of 517 amino acids. The transcript has a single exon. Gene Ontology annotation, biological process: riboflavin biosynthetic process.